AUGGACGCAGGCAAGCCUGGCGACGGUGGUAGUCCUUGGCGCAUCAAGGUCACAGUCGAGGCUGAACCGCAGGACGGAGGAAGCCCGGCGAAGCGGAGGACGAGGACAACGAGAGUGCCUUUGAAGGGCGGCAUGAGUAGCAGUCCGGUGAAGCGGAGCAGUGGGAAGUCAAAAGCGAUCGCAGACGAUGAGAGCGAGUUAGAGGUCAAGCGGCCACAGAGGAAGAGGAAGGGCACGCCUAUUCGCAGGACGGUGCGGGCAUCGCAGGAGACGGACAGUGAUGGAUGGAUUGCUGGAGGAAGACAUGGCACACCAGCCGGACAGAUUCAGAUGUCUCAGAAGUUGCAGGAGGAGAUGUCGUCGCCUAACAAGCGUCGCUCGCCAGGUACCGACCAUGAGCACAGAGCUUCUUCUGCAACACGAAGCAUUCAGAAAUCGCGGCAACCGAACGGCGGGCCAGUCAUUUCGAAGCAGCUCACCCUCAGCGAGGAGUCUGAAGACGAAGAUGAGCAGUCCGUGGACCCUCGCAAUCUACAGAGCGACAUGACAGUAGCCAACGAAGACUUCACCAUGAUCUCCGUGGACGAGCUUGAAAGCUUGAAGCAGAACACAUCGCUCAUCGACAACUCUGGAAUCGAAAAGAGUGUUGCGAGCGUCAGCUACAUGCCUUCAUCGCCACCCGUUGCUCAUGUUAACCGGUCUUCUCGCCAGCAGCUUCCGGUGGAGUAUCCAAACAUUGCUCACCAGGCCGAAGAAGCCAAAAUCCAAUCUAGUGCGAUGAAGCAGGCGCAGUACAAUUCGGACUUCCAGAGAAGCUCGAACUUCGCUGCAAGGCAGUCCCAUCCUACGCCAGUUUCGAACGAUCCCAUCGGUAGUGAGUCGUUCGAGCGGACGCAACCUCAAGCUUCGGGGGUUGAGGAGGCAGCUGCGAGUCGAAGCACCGUGGUCAACGAAGAUGCGGAUCUCGGAGCAGAUGACGAUCGCGAGGACGGGGACAUACACGGGGAGGACGAUGGUGGUACUGGCGGUGAACUGGACAUCUGGGCCGAAGAGGCGUCCCGGUCACUCGACGAAGACCAAGAACAGAGUCACCGAAUGCCGGCCAUGCGACCUGAAUCGCGUCCGCCACAACUCGAAGACCUAUUCUCUGAUCAGCCAUUAAAACCUCCAAGGCCUGAGAUCCCUCGUACAUGGCGGAGGACGUCUGGCGCGGACUUUUCAUAUGUCGACUCCCCAGCUCACGACCUUGUGGCGGACCGCAAGGUCUCCGCUGCGUCCACGGACGGCGAAGCUGCUGGGAGCAGGAGUAGUGCUGGUGUACUCACGCCACCUGAGAGCAGCGACGACGGUUCCGAACAAAUCUCUGGGGACCAGGAUGGAGAUAUGGAGGAAUACGACAUCUCUUUGACCCAGCCGGAUGCUGCAGACACGCAGCUUCACAACGACGUCCUGGAGACAGACAGUAGACCGACCUUGCCAACACGCGGUGAAGCGACUAGUGGUCUCUCAGACUCCGAGUCUGGCGUUACGAGUCCUGAUGGGGAAGAUACAGGCGUGUUCUGGCAACGAAAUCUUCCCAACAUCUACCAAAGGCCCAGGAGGCCGAGAGUGGGACAGAAGCAGAAGGCUAUGGACUUGAGCGAUCUGCUAAACCUCGAGGGGUCACACAAAAACACCUCACUAGCCCAGACCAAAGAUGCCGCUGGACCGAACGAUCGCAUCUCUACGCAGGCUCCAAGGGCACCGUCACGACCAGCUCUUGCUGGGCAAAAAGAGAAGCUCAUCAGCAGUCCGCUUAGAAAGAGCCUGUUCAAGAGCAGUAGGCUUGGUGAAAGUGCUUCGACAAGCUCGGAUGUACAGCCUGUUCGGAGAGCAAUUGUCGGUAGGACGUACGUAUCACGGCGGAGUCGAAUGACUACCAGAGGGCAAGAGGGCGCCGAUGAACCGUCAAAGACAGAAGACUCGCUCGAUAGCUUCAGCAGCAAGGACAGUGACCAACGCCAGAUCUUGAGCGAGAUGAGUCAGGCGACGCAUCAGAAGAGCACCAGCAACCUACGCAAUGAGUGGCAGGGCGCUGCUUCUCACAGCCCGCAUUCCAGUGAAAGCAGUCAGUCUCAUGUCUCCGAGAUUGCAGAUGAUGCCUACGAAGGCUCAUCGGUGCAUCCCGAGACUGAGACUGAGGAGAUUGAGCAAGAAGACGACGAGGAGGAGGAGUUGGAGGAGGAGGAGUUGGAGGAGGAGGAGGAAGGAGAGCAGCCGAGCCGCAGCUAUGAGGAGCACCUCAAUCUUGAGUCACCUCAGAAGAUUAGCGUCAAGUUCAACGACUCUGCUGGCACUUCUGACUUGCUGGCACCAAAGAAGGCGUAUCCACCACUAUUCGCCAACCAUGCCGUUUCAUCUCAAGCGGCGCAGGCGAAGUCUCCUCCUUCGGUAACACUCGUUGGCAAGAAGCGUACCACAACAGAAGACCAGGCGCAAGGCGGCAUCUUCUCACGUCUCAGCACUAACUUCUGGUCCGCUGUCGUCAGACCGUCGGGACCCACACUCGUCGAGCAGCCUCCCGAACCAGAGUACCCUCGCUCUCUGCGCGCUCACAUCCGAAGUCGGUACGGCGUCCUCAGCGAUCAGCAUCCCUGGACUAUGGCGCACAUGCGGACACUGCACCGCUUAUUGAACUCCUGCACGAGCGGCAAAUCCGAUUCAAUCGUGCCCAAGACGGGGCCGUUGCCGUACGCGCUGGAGAAUCUCAUCGGCAAGGAGCUUCAAUGCGUGACCCAAUUUCGAUGGAAGUUCACCGAGCAGCACGCCCACGUCGUCGACGCCUUCAUGCAGGUCCUUGUGCCAGCCCACUACAUCGAAUCCAUGAAAAGUGGCGAGGUGGACUUUAUUGGCGACUCGGAAGCGAAGAAGUAUCGAGGCUUGAUCAGUGGUCGACAUGGAGAUGAUCUGGUGUUCAGCGACUGGUUAGGGCUUAGGUCACCUCGGGGCAAGAUCGAGAGGGACUUUGUGGUGAAGGCGCUGGGGAACUGUGUAAGCGCCAACAUUUUGACUGCGGAGAAGGAGGCUGCGGAGGUGGAGAGGAGGAGGAAGAUGGCGGCUGAGAGGGUGGUUUGGGAGAGGAGGCGCAGGUCUGGGUGGGAGGAGAGCUGGGAGGAGAGUGAGGGCUAA
Molecule: messenger RNA, 3168 nt
Organism: Saxophila tyrrhenica
Lineage: Eukaryota; Fungi; Ascomycota; Dothideomycetes; Mycosphaerellales; Extremaceae
Exons: 1
Coding region: 1-3168 (1055 amino acids)
Source: RefSeq, a predicted model, not a curated record